Molecule: messenger RNA, 2208 nt
Organism: Oryctolagus cuniculus (rabbit)
Lineage: Eukaryota; Metazoa; Chordata; Mammalia; Lagomorpha; Leporidae
Source: RefSeq, a predicted model, not a curated record
AUUCCUGCGGGGAAGACUGCAGGCGUCCAGACAGUUGCGGGGCAUGUCUGGCCGAAGCCGACUACAACUCCCAUCAGGCCAUGCGCGCUAUAAGAGGUCUCCUCAGGUGGCGCCAGAGCAUUGUGGGAUUGGAUGAGUCUCAAGAUGGACAACCGGGAUGUUGCAGGGAAGGCUAACCGGUGGUUUGGGGUCGCUCCCCCCAAGUCUGCAAAGAUGAACAUGAACACCCUGCACCAAGAAGAGCUCAUCGCGCAGAAGAAGCGGGAAAUCGAGGCCAGGAUGGAGCAGAAAGCCAAGCAGAGCCAGGCGGCCAGCCCUCAGCCCCCGCAUCCCGGAGAAGUCGCGAACGCACACAACUCUUCCUGCGUCUCUAACAAAUUCGCCAAUGACGGCAGCUUCUUGCAGCAGUUCCUGAAGUUGCAGAAGGCACAGACCACCACAGACGCCGCCGCCAGCACAGCCGGCGCCCCUCCCAGCACACCCCCGCCCAGCGCCGGCAAGAGGCCCCUGCUGCUCGGCAAACGUGCGGGCCUGGGGCUGGGCGGCGCCCCGGGCCAGGUGAGGAACUACUCGCACGCCAAGCAGCUGCCCGUGGCCCAGCGGCCCAGCGUCUUCCAGUCCCCCGAUGAGGACGAGGAGGAGGACUACGAGCAGUGGCUGGAGAUCAAAGUUUCACCCCCAGAGGGAGCCGAGACUCGGAAAGUGAUAGAGAAAUUGGCCCGCUUUGUGGCAGAAGGAGGCCCCGAGUUAGAAAAAGUAGCUAUGGAGGACUACAAGGAUAACCCAGCGUUUGCGUUUUUACACGAUAAGAAUAGCAGGGAAUUCCUCUACUACAGAAAGAAGGUGGCUGAGAUGAGGAAGGAGGCGCAGAAGUCCCAGGGAGCCUCUCAGAAAGUUUCACCCCCAGAGGACCAGGAGGCCAAGAGCCUCGCAGAAAAGCUGGCCAGGUUCAUAGCGGACGGGGGUCCCGAGGUGGAAACCAUCGCCCUCCAGAACAACCGCGAGAACCAGGCAUUCAGCUUUCUGUACGAACCCAACAGCCAGGGGUACAAGUACUUCCGGCAGAAGCUAGAGGAGUUCCGGAGCGCCAAGGCCGGCUCCACAGGCACCCCCCCAGCACCUGAGCCCAGCCCGAAGCACACGUCCCCUCCUGACGCCCCGUCGGGGGCCUCGCCCCCUGCCGCCACCUGCCCCACCUCAUCCGCCCCCGCGCCGGCCGCCGCCCCCGCGCCGGCCGCCCCCGGGAAGCCGGCCUCCGCCACGGCCGCCGUGAAAAGAAAGCGGAAGAGCAGGUGGGGGCCCGAGGAGGACAAGGUGGAGCUCCCCCCUGCGGAGCUGGUGCAGCGAGAGGUGGACGCCUCGCCCUCGCCUCUGUCAGUUCAGGACCUCAAGGGGCUCGGCUACGAGAAGGGGAAGCCCGUGGGUCUGGUGGGCGUCACGGAGCUGUCAGACGCCCAGAAGAAGCAGCUGAAGGAGCAGCAGGAGAUGCAGCAGAUGUACGACAUGAUCAUGCAGCACAAGCGGGCCAUGCAGGACAUGCAGCUGCUGUGGGAGAAGGCGCUGCAGCAGCACCAGCACGGCUACGACAGCGACGAGGAGGUGGACAGCGAGCUGGGCACCUGGGAGCACCGGCUGCGCCGCAUGGAGAUGGACAAGACGCGGGAGUGGGCCGAGCAGUUGACCAAGAUGGGCCGGGGCAAGCACUUCAUCGGAGACUUCCUGCCACCCGAUGAGCUGGACAAAUUCAUGGAGACCUUCAAGGCGCUGAAGGAGGGCCGCGAGCCCGACUACUCGGAGUACAAGGAGUUCAAGCUGACCGUGGAGAACAUCGGCUACCAGAUGCUCAUGAAGAUGGGCUGGAAGGAGGGCGAGGGGCUGGGCUCCGAGGGCCAGGGCAUCAAGAACCCGGUCAGCAAGGGCACCACCACCGUGGACGGCGCCGGCUUCGGCAUCGACCGGCCGGCUGAGCUCUCCAAGGAGGACGACGAGUACGAGGCUUUCCGCAAGAGGAUGAUGCUGGCCUACCGCUUCCGGCCCAACCCCCUGAACAACCCGAGGCGGCCGUACUACUGACAGCUGCGCAGGCGGCUUUCCCAGCACCGGUCCUGGACCAUGGAACGUGGCCGCGCUGCGCCCGCCCCUGCCGUCACCAGUGUCGUGCUGUGUAUUAAAGUCUCAGUGCUCACCCGCUGUCCAGUCCCUCAGCGC